AUGACACUGCAUGAAUCAGGAAAAACGAGAGAUCCUGGCGCUUUACGCCAACUUCUUACUCAUGUCCCUGGUAUGGUAAUCAAAUGUGAUCACAGCCACUCCAUGCCAAAUGUCACGCAUGUGGUUGGAGUCUGUAUGUUUGCCGACAUCUCAGGCUUUACAUCCCUCUGCGAGACUUAUGGCAACCUAGAAAGCUCAAAUGGAAGCGGAACAGAGAAGCUCACAGCUACUUUAAACACUUACAUAGGAAAAAUAGUCGAAGAUAUUCUAAUCAAUGGGGGAGACGUGCUUAAAUUUGCAGGAGAUGCAUUGUUAGCGAUGUGGAAAUGCAAUGAGUCGUCAUCAGACCUGACAUUAUUAGUUAACAAAGCCAUCAUCUGCAGCCUUGCAAUCCAGGAAGAAUGUGACAACUACAUGACAGAUGUCGGUGUGUUACUGCGAGUCAAGAUUGCUAUCGCCAUUGGAAAAAUGCAUAUAACGUAUGUUGGAGUGCCUGAUUGCAAGCAGUUUGACCUAACUGGACCUGCUGUGGAGGAAGUGAAUGGAGCAGAGAAGUGGGCAACUCCUGGAUCGAUCAUUUUGAAUCGCCUUGCUUGGGCGAACUGCGAGCAGUCGCUUUUUACUUAUGAAGUUAUGGAAGAUGGACAACAUUUUAAGGUGACAGGAGUGCGAGAACAAGAGAUCCAAGUCGGAGAAGAAGAACCCACGCGAACAGAGGUGCUCCUGAUGUCUAUGUCAGGGGUUCUCUCCACAAAGAGCGUGGCUCUCUCCAUCCCUUCAGUCAGCAGGAGAAUCUUCGGUCCUCACGUGGGAAACCACUUUGCAAAGCACCACCCAAGUCUAAAGCUAGCGAGGAUUUAUCUCAAAAAGCGCGAGGAUAAAACUAAACGAGGAUCUUCGAAAGUGGGUUGCAGUGUAACAGAAAAGUUAAUGCGCACUGGGAGUAUCCACGACCCAGAUCAUCGAACAGAUGUGUAUGACUUUUUAAACGACCAGGAGAUCGAAGAUCUAAGGGCUUACGUAUCCAAACCCGUUCUUUCAAAGAUCGACCACGGACAAGACCUACAGUGGCUUUCAGAGAUGCGUCAGGUCUCAGUCUUAUUCAUCAAUAUGGUUCUGCCAAAGAAAGGUGACCAAAGUUCUUGGGCGCUACAAAAAGCCUUUGAAAUCAUUUACGAAAAUGUUCGUAGACUCAGAGGGAAUCUCAAUAAAGUAUUUUCGUUCGACAAGGGCUGCACGUUUCUCGUCAUUUUCGGGUUGCCAGGCGACAAGCACGAGGAUGAUCAGACCCGUGCACUCAAGGCUGGACAUCGGAUAAUCGAUACAUUACACACUAUCAAGGAGAUCACACAUGAAGCUAUUGGAGUGACAACUGGAAGGGCAUUCUGCGGGGUCGUAGGGCACCGAGACAGACACGAAUACACAGUGAUUGGUCGCAAAGUCAAUAUGGCGGCUCGUCUGAUGGUCAACUACCCCGGCAUCCUCUCCUGUGACAACGAUACAUUCAUGGCAGCAAAAACCAAGCUCAAAAAAGAGGAUUUCCUUCUCUUGCCCUUUAAGCCUCUGAAGGGUAUUGCAGAACCCGGUGCGGUUAGGGAGUACAACAAACACCAUGAUCGUGAAAUUGAAGAUGAUGACACAGAAUAUCCAAUAUUAGGUCGAGAAAAGGAAUGCCAAGAUAUGAAGAAACUGCUACACGCCGUCAAUACAGACGACAGGGAGGCUGGCCUGAUACAGCACAUGGUAGUAAUAGAGGGUGAGGCUGGGAUAGGCAAAACAAGAUUGAUGGAACAGUUCAUGGAUAUCGCCGAAGACGAAAAUUUCAAGGUUGAUUACGUAGAAGCUGAUAUGGCGCAUGCGCACACGCCAUAUCACGUGGUCCAGAUGCUCAUUAGUAUUCUACUUGAGCUGGAUGUUUGUCGCACUCCAGCUGAAAAGGAACACUUGCUGAAGGAACAUAUUACAGAAGAGACGUUACGAGAUAGCUUAUGUUUAUUGAAUGACAUAUUAGGAACACACAUACCUCCAAAUCCUAAGUUCUUUCACAUGGAUACCAAACAUGUGACAGAACACUUCCACAAACUCCUCUUUGGGAUUGUUCAUCAGGUCGCGGUACAGCAGCCAUGUCUAUUUGCUGUGGAUAAUGCACAGUUCAUUGACCACGAGUCUUGGGAUUUUCUUGAAGACCUGCAGCGGGAUUCACAUGCAGUUCUCAUACUUGCCCUUAGACCUUUUUCUGCGUCUAAUCCUCCUUGUAAAUCCGCUGUUCGCAUGAUUAAUGACCGACAGUCAAAGAAAUUUAAACUAAAGGGGCUUGACGCUAAGCUAAUGAGUGACUUGGCUUGUCAGUUCAUGGAUGCGAUGUACAUCCCUCAAGAACUCGAUAAAAUACUUCAGGAGAAAAGCCACGGUGUUCCUUCGUGGUGUGAGCAGCUCAUCAAAGACAUGCUCGUCAGUAAGAUCAUUGAUAUAGUGCCUGAUAUAGAGGCAUUUCAAUCUGAGGUCGACACUGAUGCUCACUACAAGCUCAGGGAAUCAGACAUUGCAUCACCUCGUCCCGGGACCCCUUCGUUUCGUUCAGCAACCCCCUUACUUCCUGAUACAAUGGAAGAUGAUCCUCUAUCUGCUGCCAAAACCAGAGGAAAGAGCGCACAUGGUUCCAAAGGCAGAAGAGGAAGCUUAUUUGUUAAAAUCACUCUUGGUGGCGAAGAAAGGACACGGAAGCGUAGAAUGUCUACAGGAAGUGCAAAAGGUUUAGAGUUCGACAAUGAGUUUGACAACGAGCAGCCACUUCCCACAAUUGACAACAGUAGACGAACUAGCCUCGCGAGUGAUGCAAGCGCAAUUGGUUUCAACUUGUCUGCGGAAAAGAAAGGUUGUUACGGUUUUGAGAAGGCAAAUUUCGUCCAAGCAAAGAGUGACACAAUGCCAAAAGAUACGCAUAGUGUUUGUAUCGUCGCGCCUAGUGUUGACAUCUCUAAGGUGUUGGUUCCAGAGUCCGUUAAAGACAUGGUACUCGCGCGUGUAGACCGCAUGUCGCCCAGUGAACAGGUCACACUGAAAUGCGCGUCCAUUCUUGGAAUGAUGUUUUCGCGGGAACUUAUCGAGGCACUCGUUCCGAUAUCCUGCAAGGCUAGUCUAGAUGUGGUUCUGUAUACUCUCGUUAGAGAUGGUAUUCUAGAGUGCGCAAGUUUAGCUGCGCAGCACCAGUCGGCACACAAUCACCACGGUUUCUAUGACUACGACGAUCCUGCGCAUGCGCACCAUCAUGGUCAACAUCACCACCAUCAUCACCACCACAACGUAGCAACGUCGCUGCAUGCUCCUGUCUUAUGUGGUUGCUAUGCCCACGAGGGGAAUAGGGUGCUUAAUCUCACCAGCAUGAUGACUCCCAAUGGACCAAAGAAGCAAUGUCUCUUCUACAAAUUUGUCAAUAUUUACGUACAAGAGACGGCUUACGAGGUCUGGCUAGAUCACCAAAGAAAACAGCUCCACGAGAAAGCCGCUAUGUUCUUAGAAUCGCAGGCUCAUAAAUGUCGAGCAUGUGGAGGUGGAGGCUUUGUACCUGGACAAAAUGAGAAUAAGGAGACCACCUCUACAGAUAAGGGGACGCAAAAGGGUGGAAGGAUGCGAAGUGAUAGCACAUCUCGCAGAUCUACAAAUAUCAUCUCAUCCAGUUCUGCCAAGAGGAGGAAGACUAUAGAAAUGAGAGAAAAAGUCCAAAGUCAAGGCGCCUUCACGUCACGCGCACACGACAGAACAAGCUUCGCUCGACCGAGUAACUUGCAAAUGGACGCUAGUAAACUUAAAGAGGUUUCCAGAAACUCCACGCAAGAUGGAGAACUAACGAAUGGAAUAAGCGGUGAUGAGAAUGGAGAGGAAAGACGGGUCAGUUGGAUUACGAAAUUUCGAAGAAAGAAGAGUGCACGCGUCAAAGCGCAAGAGGAAGAGACCAACAUCCAAGAAAAACUUGGAAGACUGAAACUAAUAGAGGAAGAAAUAUCUAAUGUAGAAACCGAGGAGGAAUCAGAAACUGUCAACGUUAAAAACUGUGAAUGCGCAGAAAUCCUCGCAUCCGUUUUCCCACAGCUUGUCGAUCACUGGCGAGCCUCAGGGAACAAGAUCAAGACUAUUCGGUAUUUGACCGAGUCUGGGGCGGCGGCACUGACUACAUCGGCCAACAUGCAGGCCUUGUCUCACUUGUAUGAAGUUAAGACUAUGUUUGGUGAGAAGACAGAGGAUGGUGGAGAUAUUUCUACAAAAGAAGACAUGGCGAGAGUGGAAAACCUGAUUGGGCAGGCACUCUUCCACAUGAACCGUCUCGACGAGGCUCUUUUACAUUUUCAAGAGUGCUUGGCUCUUCUGGGUAAAAAGCAGCCCACUAGUAAUCUUGGAGUUUAUCUUCGAAUCAGGAAAGAAGCCUUCCGACAUUAUCUGCAUAUUCUCUUUCCUGGUUAUUUUAUUCAACGCGCAGGGGACAACUCCACAAGGCUCAUUGAACAGGCUCGUUGUCUGUCCCACAUAUCACAUGUCUACCACGCCUUGCAUCAGAACGACAGGUCACUAAUGGCUGCCAUACAGGAAGUAAAUGCUGCUGAAGAAGCCGAGGAAGACCUGCACGAGCUUCUUGUUGCUUAUGCCGCUGUCAUUGAAUGUACUCAUCUGUUUGGAUGGACAAGCUGGGGUGAACAGUAUGAAAGAAUUGGACUCCAAAGAUGUCAAGAACCUCGUCUUCUCUUGAACCAAGAGGAUUUAGCAACAGUUGCUCAUCUUUACAGUGUCAGUCUAUCAUUCAGACUGGCUAUAGCCAACACAGAGGGAGCUAUAAAAUCAGGUAAUCUUGCCAUCAGCAUUUCCAGCAAAGUCAACGAUCAGCAUAUGAAGAUUUCCUGCUUGCCGCUUUACAUUCAAACGCAACUUCUUAUUGGAAAAACUGAGACCUGCGCAGAGUUACUAAAGGAAUUGAACUACACGUCUAUAGAGGAAGAAGAUUCACACGGCAAGGCAAUGUACAUGUGCGGCUGCUUUGAUUUAUUACUAGACGCAGGACAAAAACUCGAAGAGGUGGAGCGAAUUGAGCAGUUCACUCUUAAAGCCGCCUCAGACCCUGCCUUUAUGAGUGACGUCAUUACCAAGUAUUAUCUUAACGCCUGCUUGGCAUUAUGGUAUGCACGAAGAGAAGACUGGGAAAAAGCAGAGCGCUACGUUAGCUCUGCGCUUGCGCUUGAGCCAGAAAAAUUCGAGAUGUUCCUGUCGGUGAGAGGCGUACUGAAGGUCAUUGAAUGUCAGCUGUUGUACCUUCGAGUUGCACCGAUGAACACAACAACUAAACAUGACCUUAAAAAGGAAUUCCACAAGGUUGACAAAGCAUGCGAUCAUUUCCGUGUUCUCUAUCCACGGAGCGUCCAUCUUCGUGCCUAUAAAGCUCUUCUUAAACACAAAAACAGCACUUCGAGAGCCUUGCUUAAAAAAAGCCUGUCAAAAUGCCAGGAGUAUGACUUGAAACUAGAAGUUGAAGCCAUCAAUGGGCAUCUAAAGAAGUGGUUUGCUGGCAAGGACGACAGACGAAUCAAAUAUGAUGGAACAACAAGAUUUUUUUUACCUAGACCGAAGUAACUGAUAAAUACUUGCGAGUACUGUCUUCAGAAAUAUAAAUCGAAAAAACAUAGAUCUUAACCAUCUACUAGUAAUAAUAUUCUUACGUUUAAAUGGAAAGGUGACAU
Messenger RNA from Actinia tenebrosa (Australian red waratah sea anemone), 5723 nucleotides. Its product is annotated as adenylate cyclase type 10-like. Gene Ontology annotation, cellular component: cytoplasm. Gene Ontology annotation, molecular function: adenylate cyclase activity; protein binding. Gene Ontology annotation, biological process: intracellular signal transduction; cyclic nucleotide biosynthetic process. Lineage: Eukaryota; Metazoa; Cnidaria; Anthozoa; Actiniaria; Actiniidae. The record is from RefSeq and is a predicted model, not a curated record.